Messenger RNA from Triplophysa rosa, 4285 nucleotides. RefSeq names its product ethanolamine kinase 2 (gene etnk2). Lineage: Eukaryota; Metazoa; Chordata; Actinopteri; Cypriniformes; Nemacheilidae. Gene Ontology annotation, biological process: phosphatidylethanolamine biosynthetic process. The transcript has 8 exons. Bases 208 to 1323 code for a protein of 371 amino acids. The record is from RefSeq and is a predicted model, not a curated record. Gene Ontology annotation, molecular function: ethanolamine kinase activity. Gene Ontology annotation, cellular component: cytoplasm.
CGUUUAUCGGAUGAUUUUCUCGUGGGCGGGGCCUCGUGAAGGAAGACGCGCCGCGAUGACAGAACCCAGCAGUACCACCGGCAUAUAUGAGCGAUUUCUUUCUGCUUUACACACGUCAAACUAGGACGUUUAGUGCGUAAUCCGAGUUAAAUCCUCAACCUCUCCAGACACGUAUAUUAAAUAAUACUCACAUAUCGAGAAACUUUCAUGUCGGGCAUUUACAGGCAAAAGAAUUAUAUGAUGGAGACUGAGAUCCACGUGCCGGUUGGUUCGCCAACGAUCAAAAAAUAUCCGAUAUUCGUGGACGAGCAUAAUGUGACGGAAGGAGCUAUGAAGCUAAUCAAAGAGCUCCGACCGGGCUGGGACCCGACCCUGGUCCAGACCAAGCUAUUCACCGACGGCACGACCAACAAACUGAUGGGUUGUUACAUGGAGGAACACCCCGAUGACGUGGUGCUGGUGAGGGUCUACGGCAACAAGACCGAGCUGUUUGUGGACCGAGACAACGAGCUCAAGAGCUUCCAGGUUCUGCACGCCAACGGAUGCGCGCCCAGUCUGUACUGCUCCUUCCAGAAUGGCAUCUGUUACGAGUUCAUGCAAGGACGCGCUCUCGAUACUCAAGACGUCAGGGACUCCGUGUUACUCAGACUGAUCGCCCGAGAAAUGGCCCGCAUUCACGCCAUCCACGCCCACAACGGCUGCAUCCCCAAACCCAACCUGUGGAUCAAAAUGCGCAAGUACUUCUCUCUGGUCGCCACAGAGUUCACCGACCAAGCUUCUAACAUCAGAAUUCAACAGGAAGUGCCCAGUCAGGAAGUGCUGGAACAGGAAAUGAAAUGGAUGAAGGAACACCUGUCACAGCUGGGCUCUCCUGUGGUGCUCUGUCACAACGACCUGCUCUGUAAGAACAUCAUUCAUAACGCUAAGGAAGGUCACGUUCGGUUCAUCGACUAUGAAUACUCGAGUUACAACUACCAAGCGUUUGACAUUGGAAAUCAUUUCAACGAAUUUGCAGGCAUGAGUGAACCAGACUAUAAUCUGUAUCCCAACCUGGAGAUGCAGUUGGACUGGCUGCACACGUACCUGCAGGCCUACAAGCUCUUUACCAAGAAAGGUGAAGACGUCAGCCAGCGGGAACUGGAGACGCUGUACGUGCAGGUCAACAAAUUUGCUCUGGCCUCACAUUUCUUCUGGGGUUUCUGGGCCCUGAUCCAAGCCAAGUACUCCACCAUUGACUUUGACUUCCUCGGGUAUGCUGUGCUACGUUUCAAUCAAUACUUCAAGACCAAACCUGCAGUAAUGGCCCUGGAGAUCCCCAAAUGAGAAGAUACGACUGAGAGGACAGUGACUGUCAUGGAAUCGAAGGCCUUUCAGAUGGGGGUACCACACGGGCAGGUUCUAGGAGUCCUCUUACAUCUGACUGAGAAUUGAUUUGCCACGUCUCAGUUCCACAAAUUCUUUUUUUUCAUUCCUGAACACGCAGUGCACCUUUCCAGACUCCACUUCUAGUUUCUCAUCCAAUAUGUUUUAUUUAGUUUAUUUAUUGUUUUCGAGCACUUGUUUGCACCAGUUGGUACUUCUUGUUUCAAGGUUUAAGAGACAUUUCCGAGUGAUUUGCAGUGCAGGAAUGACACUUUGGUUUACACAAGAUACAUACAGGCUGCUCUUUCUGUCCUGCCGUGGCUUUAUAACUCUCGUGUCAAACUGAUGAGAUUUGCUGUUAUCUUUUUUUGUAAUGACGGAUACUCGAAAACCGCAAAAGCUGCUAGCCAGUGUGCUUUCAAAAUGAUUUACCCCGCAGUUUUGGAUUGACUGAAGGCUAGACAGUUACCGAGGUCAAACUCCCUCAUAACCUGUUGUUGAGUCACUUUAACCAAAUGCCAAGUAACCAAGUAACCGUUCACGUAAAUCUGACAUUACUUCAGACAUUCCCAAGAAGUCAGGACCACAGACCCCUCGCAUCUCCAGGACCACGUUUCCACCUCUUUAGCUUUUAUGGCUGUGAGAAGUUGUUGAAUUUUCCGCUCGUCACAGGCUGUGGAAUAUGACCACCUGCUCCCCGCCCGCCACUUCCUAAAUGUGUGUUUGCAUCACCUGGCAGAGAGCAAACUGAGAUUUAAAGUCAUUAUCUGCUCGAAAAUCAUUCUGAAUGUCAAAAUCCCCCUCAUUCAUUUUUACAAAAAACCAAGGGGAGGAAAUUUAUGUAACGGUGAUGCGUAGUUUGGUUCAGGUCACCAUCUGUGAGCACCCAAUGUCCUGCGGCAGAAAGAUUACUGUAUUUAAAUGGUCGCUGGAGGAAAUCUAAUGUCAGGUUAGGGAUUGUUUGAUGGAGUUCUCGACUGAAUUCAGCAAGGAAUUACAUCGCUUUAGUAUGCAAUGUAUCUCCAAUAGACAGGAUAUCAUUUCAUAAAACACUUUAUUUAAAAUGUGAUUGUAGUUUUUUUGUUUUGUACUUUAUUCUAUUGUUAUAGAAUAAUUUGUUUAUUUUCAAGUCCAACAUUCCAGUAGAAACUUGUUAAAGUCGCAAAAAAGCACACGGGUCACAAGAAAUCCUAAAACGGCAAGGUCUGAACCACUUCAGUAACUUUAGACGUGUGCGUUUAGAAAUGUAUUUGGGUAAAUUACCUGAAACCUGUCAAGAAAAUGUUCGUCUCAUCCCCCCCCCCCUCAAAAUGAAAAGAAUAGUUUUUGGAUUAUUUAUUUUUACCGUUUGAAGAUCAAAUAUGUCCAGGACGCACGUUUGUGAGAUGUAGCCAUUUGGAGUCAGUACAUUUAUACUUGAAAAGUGUUUGGCAGCUUUUUCAACCUAAGUGUCCUUUCACUGGCCGGCCUCAUCCGUCCCUGAUCAGUUUAGUACCAGUGUUUACAGAACGUCUUGAAACAAAGAUCGAGGUCACGUUGAAUAUCUGAGGCGUGUUUGGCUGUGCGUCGGGCGCAGGUUAAUAAUAAAACGCUUGUGCCGCCUCGGGCGACGAUUGAAACCGUGAGACCCCUCGACAAAUCCAUGAAUAAUUUUGUAGGUGAUGUUUCUCUAAUGAGCCUGAUGGAUGAGUGCUGAUACUGUUGUGUGUUCCCUGAACUCGGAUCUAAAAAAUGAUGGGCGAAUCUCACAAAGACUCGUUCAUGUCUCGUUCAUAUUUUACCCCCAAAACAAUAAACGUGUCUAUGUAUAUACAAAUGUACACACUCCAAAUUCAUCUGUGUCAAAGAAAUACAUCUAUGAGUGCUAUGAUACAGUAAUGAAAAUGAAAGAUAAACUGUACCUUAAUGAAUUAAAUAGAGGUAUACCGUGUUUUGUUGUUUUGAUUUUUGGCGGGUUCUUGACAGUGUUUAAGGUUCAGACUUUAUUUUUGCCUAUGUGACAUGAAAAAAGUGGACGUUCAGGAUUACUGUUGGUAAAAAAAAACACAUUUUAUACUACACGCAUGAAGGACAACAUGAAUAACAUGUUGAUAAAAGUGCAAUGGCAGGAUUUCUAUGUAGGUGUAGAAAUGUAAAAUGUCCACCAAAAACAGCGAGAAACCUACUUUCUGUUUGUAAAAUAUAAAGUAGUUUAUCGGUUUCUUUAACUGUUAUUGAUGUGAAGAAAAUGUUUACACUGUUCCCUUUUUCUUGAAAAAGGUCAUUUCGUUCAACAGGUUCAUUAUUUUGUUCUCGCACGGGAACAGUUUUCCACUUUAAUAUCUGAGCCAACGUUUCAGUUUGGCCACAUCUGUUUAUUCUCUUGGGCAUAACGGUUUGUGGUGGAACGAUUAUAAUCAACGCUAGAUUUAGAAAACCUACUGUAAAUGAUAUAUGAAUAACUCUAUGAUCUUGUAGAAGUCCUUUUAUUCACAUCUGCUCUUUAAAGGGACGUUACAGUGCGUUGGGAUUUUUUUGUUUUGUUCCGAAAACAUACCAAACAAGUCAAGCUUUACAGCUCGUGCUUUAUUUCAGAUGAAUUCUCUUGUGAAUGUACUCGAGUAAAAUGUACAGGUAAUCUUUCAUUUCUAUCUUUUUUCUUUUUGUAUAUUUAACUAAACUGGAAGUGUGAUUGGCAUGUGUGUGUAUUUGCUGUACUCCAGCUACUGUGGUGCAGUGAUUCUUUGAAAAGUUUGUAAAUACUGUGAAAUACGGUGUAAAAAAAAGUACUGUACAAUGUUUUCACUUCAGCUAUGGGGAGAAUAAUUUAAGAAUUGUUCAAACUUUUUUCCAUUAAAAAUAUCAGCGUUCGAUCGGUGGUGCAUUUGAUUUUUGUUAUAUUUGCAUAUUGGAAUUAAUUGUUUUGACAGGAAAAAAAUGAAUG